This is a messenger RNA of Cinara cedri, 867 nucleotides long. NCBI's taxonomy places the organism in Eukaryota, Metazoa, Arthropoda, Insecta, Hemiptera, Aphididae. The record is from the annotation of a GenBank genome assembly.
AUGUCCAGUAGUUCGGACGAAGAAGAACUUUUACUAUUAUAUGCAGUAAUUGAAAGUCGACAAAAGGAGAAGCGAAUUUGGGUUCAUGACAUAAAUAAAAAAAGAGAAAAUUAUAACGAAUACCACCCUUUAAAUCGUGAACUGGAGUCACACUAAGACCGAUUUUAUUUGUAUUUCUUGAUGUCUCAGGAUAGUUUUGAAGAAUUGUACGCACUGAUUUUACCAAGGAUUGAAAAAAAUUACGCUGUUACGCACGUGAUUUUGUAAUUGUAUACAACUUUGUGUUAGAGCGUCGCGUCAUUUCGCCAUUUUAAUCACGCUGAAGAGCCAUGUUUGACAGCCGAUAUAAUUUGUAAUUGAAUACAACGCGAAGAUUUAUAACGCGAAGAUAAUAACGCUUUCACGAGCGAGAACAACGCGUUCUGUUUGACAAUGCCUUAAUAAAUUUUCAUAAUAUUGUUUUUACUUAAUUUAUUAUCUUUAGCUUGACGUACCGGUCAAAUACCGCCGGUCCAUAAUAGGAAUCAACGGGGAGACUGUCCGUAAACUUUGUAGUACAUUUAAAGUACAAAUUGUAAUUCCUCCAAAAGAGGAGUACGAAAAUACAAUAAAGGUAAGUGUAAUAAAAUUGUAGUCUAUAAUAUUUUUGUAAUAAGUUAAUUAGAUUCAUUAAAUUCUUUGUGUGUGUUAUUUGAUCAUAUUGACUUAUUGCAACGAUCAAUUAUUAUAAAAAUCAAAAUAUAACUAAAAUUUAUUGUAUUUUAGAUUACUGGACCUCAACAAAACUUAGAACAAGUCGUCAAGGAAAUCAAGACGCUGAUGGAGAAUUUUGAUAAUAAACAAGCUCUUGAAAUUCAGGUAUUUUGA